AUGAAGAGAGCUAAAGAAUCCGACUCAACUUCAAAUGAUGCGGAAUCAUUACCUACGACGUACAAACCUCAGACUCAAGCUGAAGGUGUAAAAGUCGGAAACAAAGGCAAAGGCAAAGAGAAAGCGACAAACCUAUAUCGAACUCAAACAUGGCAUGGAUAUGCACUUAGAAAGCGAAAAAUGAGAUUAAAAACUUUUGCGAAAUAUUGUCCGCUGGUAUCCGCUAUCUUCGCUCCUUUAUCUACUUUGCUGGAUAUCCCUGCCCUGACACAACAUUGGUAUGCGCGUGAUGGAUCUCCGCAGCCAGACCCUAAAGCAUGUCUGGUGUUAUCAGCUGUUGGUCUAGCUUUGAAUAUCAUCGCUAAUAUCCUACUGGUUAUGAGAUUCUCUGCCAAGUCGAAAUGGUGGUGGAAGCAUUCGACUAGGUGGUCACUUAUAUGCUGGUUAGGCAAGACCAUCGUAGCAGCAAUCAACCUGAUCAUUUUCGGCAUUCUGGCGCGUAACAGUGAAGGAUGGACAUAUUUAGAAGGGUUCUGGUGUGCAGUAAUAUCGAUAAUCGACGCUGGGAUCAUAUCCAUCACCUUGCUAUUUCAUUACUUCUUUGCGUUCGGGCACGAACAGCAAGAUCAAUCUGAUAUUCGAUCCGAAGGUCGUCGAUUCAUGUUAUCCGUCACGGCAUUCAUAUCAAUCCUUGCAGUUCAAUCACUCGUCUUCUCACGUAUUGAACAUUGGUCGUACUCUGAUGGAAUAUACUUCUCGACACAAGUUGCUCUGACUAUAGGAUAUGGUGAUUUCGCACCUACCACUUCAGCGGGCAAGGUUUUGGUCUUCCCUUUCUCUGUCCUGACGAUCAGUCAACUAGGUAAUGAGAUUGCUCAGAUUAUUGGGUUUAUAAGUGCGAGAGCGGAAGAUAGGAGAGAGAAAUGGAGAAAGAAAUAUGAAUCUGCCAUGCACAGAGAAGCCAAUAAGGUUAGACCCAGGGCGAAUUUGACUGAGGAGAUGGCGCUUAUCCAUCAGAUCAAUCAAAGGGAAGAGCUUAUGAGUCAGAUGUACGAUUUGUUCUGGAGUGCACUGUCACUUAUCACCUUCUGGUUGGUGGGGGCUACCAUUUUCUCGGAAAUCGAAGGGUGGCCAUAUGGUGAUGCCAUCUAUACAGUCAUGAUUUUAUCCCUGACCAUAGGUUUUGGCGAUUACACGCCCAAGCAACCUGCUGGCAAAGUGGUAUUUAUCGUAUACGCUCUCAUGGCUGUACCUAUCGUCACUUCCUUUGCGGUUCAGACUAUCACAGGUCUGCUCAGUACAUACUCUGAAAGAGGCGCCGCAAGAGAAGCGUUUCUUGUCGAACAGCGUCGAAGCCCUGAAGCCUUCGCUCCUCAUGCCGAUCUCACUUUGAGAUACCAUGAGUCUUAUGAUCAGAUGAAGGGCAAAUCGUCUUCAGAUGAACAUCCGGUACCUUGGCAAGCUCGGACUGAUGGAGAAGACGGUCACGAACACCCUGACAGGGAUUCGAAAAACAAUAACGAAGACGAUCGUGGCGAGUCCCCUUCAGAUAUGACAGAGGACGAAGAUCCAACCAAUUUUACUGUAACGGGCCGAAAGAAAGAUCCUUCUCAGCAUCUCGAACAUGCCGAAGAGGAAUUGAGAGAUGAUUAUGAUCGAGCGAAAGAUAUGAUAGAUGAAAGAGAGAAAGAAGCCAAAGAUUGGGAAAGGAACAAAGUAGAACAACACGAAAGUCCCAUGACAAUGAAAUCGAAAGAUAAGAGGCAGAGGGAAGAUACAGCGAAGACUCUUGUCGAGCAUGAAGAAGUACCUAAGAUGGAUCCAACAUCGGAACGAGACGAGGCAGACGAGAAGCAACUAGAAAUUGAUUUGUUGAAACAGUUGCUCAGGAAGACCAUCCAAUUUGAAGCGGAGGCUCGACAGAUGUUAUUGGAUAGUAUGGAUAAGAGUGUCGCUAGGACUUUACUGUUGGCUGAUCGGAAUGUACAAGUGAGAGACGUGAGAGCUCUACGGGGAGAUGAUAAAGAUGUAUUAGCGAUAUGGCAAGGUGAAUCUGAGCAAACUUAUCGCUCGAAACAACAAGCUAGUAGAGACAUCGAGAGCCGUCACAAUCCUGAUUCUAGUGUGACGAAUAAUGAAACUUCGCCUGCACAGUCGAAAGGACAAUUGGAUAUGCUAUCUCGAGUGAGGAGGUAUCGAAAUACCUUUGCGGAGAUUCUGGUCGUGGGAAGUAUAUUGCAGAAAUUGGAAGGUCAGGAGAAAGAGAGAUUUGAAAGAUGGCGAGCGCAAGAUGAAGAUAGUCUACCAGAUGAGAGACAAGAAGAAGCCGACGGCGAUGAUGAGGGAGCGACAGAUAUCGAUAAACUUGCGGAUCAUAAAUGGGAUGGUCUGACUUUCCGAAUAUAUAAGCGAUGGGCGAGGAAAGUUAGGGAAAAUGAUUUACAUAAGUGGGAGACUGUUUGA
Molecule: messenger RNA, 2463 nt
Organism: Kwoniella botswanensis
Lineage: Eukaryota; Fungi; Basidiomycota; Tremellomycetes; Tremellales; Cryptococcaceae
Exons: 8
Coding region: 1-2463 (820 amino acids)
Biological process (GO): stabilization of membrane potential; potassium ion transmembrane transport
Cellular component (GO): plasma membrane
Molecular function (GO): outward rectifier potassium channel activity; potassium ion leak channel activity
Source: RefSeq, a predicted model, not a curated record